ACGGGUACGGAGCCGGGGGCGGCGGGGAGACGGGAGGCUGGGGAGAGAGAAUGGGAGGUGGGCUGUGUGUCUGAUGGGCCGUGGGUGGCGGCAGCCCGCUGCUUUCCUUGCCAUCCUGUGAGCCUUCCCCCCACCCCCUCUCCCCGGUUCCUAAAGAGAUUUCCUGCUCCUGAGGCCCCUCCCGGCAGCGACCCUCACCUCUGCUGGUGUCACCCAGGACCGUGUUGUGGUCCUCGGCGCUGGCUGGGUCGUAGUGGCUGCAUGAGCCCUAUUCCCAAAAGUCUGCCUGGCCUCAUUCUUCCUGAUAUCCAGUUACAGAUAAAUUCCAUUAUAUUUGGAGCUAAGUAGAUUCCUCGUCUGACAUGCAUUUUUUCCCUUUACUUAAGGCCCGUUGGGGAGACUCUUUAGGAGCUGCAAUAUGCUGUCCUAAUGGAUCCUUAGCAUCAGCCCUUCUGUGUGAGUGCCAGGGAGCUCUGCAAGGCAGUGCUGCUGGCUGUGGGACUGCCGGCCCGUGUCUCCUCUCACCUGCGCGGGGAAGCUGCCCUCACUUCUGACACUGCCAGCCCACAUUCUGCCUGAUGCUGCUUUUAGGUGCCUCUAACCCAUACGGCCCAGGAAAGAUCAGCAUGGCUCUGCGCACCCUGACAGAGGAUCAGCAAGCCUGGGCAGCCUGGCUGGAAAGCGCAGUGGUGUUUUCCUGAUCCCGAGCCAUUUUCCUCGUGCUUCUGCUGAAGGAGAAGCGUGCGCUGAGCAGGAUGCAGCAGACAGCAGGUGGCAGGGGCAGAGCCAUCCCUUCUCUGCGUCCCUCCCAAAGCAGGCUCAUGGCUGACUCGUACUGCGUGCAUCGCAUUGUCGAGGAUCCCGAGUGGUGCCUCAUCACUGUCCCCCCACUCACUGAGCUCUGCCUGCAGCACAUCGUCCAGAAUUUCACAAACAACCCUGUUUUAGAUCGUCUUCUGCCUGAGGACCAAAGGAAGGUGCUGGCCAGGCUUCCCACAAGCCUUCCACUCACUGUCACUGCCAACCUAAUAAGUGAUGAGGACUACUGGAAGAGGUGCUGCACCGACCGCUGGCAAGUGUGUGACAUCUCCAACCAUGGAGGCAGCUGGAAGCGGAUGUUCUUUGAACGUCACCUGGAGAACGUCCUGAAAUGCUUUGUCCCCAACACCACAGACCCUGACCAGGUCCUGCAGCUCAUCCCGCUCUGCAGAGACUAUGUGAAGAAACUGGAGGUUGAUCAGUUCCUGCCACCGGUGAAGGAGGAUCAGAAGGAGGAGACAGAUGACUUUUCUGAUUCAGGAAGUGAUUUGGGGUUUGGUGAGGUGUGCAUUCAUCACUAUGACCUGGGAGCCCUUGUUCCUGCUCUCCCUCUCCUUGAAGAGCUUAAUCUUACUUACGGCGUGAAGGACUGUGGCAUGAACUUUGAGUGGAACCUCUUUAAAUUCACCUACCAGGACUGCUGCAACCUGGCUGCUGCCAUGAAGAUGUGUCACAACUUAAAGAUUUUCAAGCUGACACGCAGCAAUGUGGAUGAUGACAAGACCAGGCUGCUGGUCCGCAGCUUGCUGGAUCACCCCUCCUUGGUGGAGCUGGACUUAUCCCACAACCUCAUCGGGGACAAGGGGGCACGAGCUGUCAGCAAGCUGAUCAACUGCAGCAAGUUAGAAAUCCUCCACCUGUGUAACAACCAGAUCUGUAAUGAGGGUGCCCAGGCUCUGGCCCAAGCGCUGGCAAAUAACUGCACCCUGACCUCCCUGAAUCUGCGCCUCAACCACGUGGAGGAUGAGGGCGGGGAGGCUAUGGGCUGCACUCUGCUGACCAACACCACCCUGAAGUCCCUCCACCUGGGAGGCAACAGGCUGGGAGAGCCGACAGCUGUGGUUUUCUCCCAGGUCCUCACUCAGAACUCUACCCUGACAUGUAUCAACUUCUCGUGCAACCCCAUCGGGCCGGAUGCUCUCGGCUCCUUUUGCUGCACACGGCCAAGACUGCCAGCACCACCUGACCACCAUCAGCAUGCUCCUGGGCUGUGUGCCUUUGAACUGCUUGGACACAACAAGAGACCAGCAGCCCAUUACCGCCAGUGUGCGAGGCUUCAAAUUAUGGAUGAAUUGGUAACAAUUAAAGCCCCUACAGCUGAUAGCACCAGCAGUUUCUCCAAGUGUGAUGCUGCCACUGCCGGCGGGUCACUCGUCACCUUCAGGCUGGAUUACAUGCAGGCACCCAUGCAGGCUGGGCGCAUCCCCCUGCCCGUGGGACAUGCGUGGGUCUGUGUCAGACUGACGGGGGGAUGGGAGGAGGAGGCAGGGGAAUGA
This is a messenger RNA of Meleagris gallopavo (turkey), 2315 nucleotides long. Lineage: Eukaryota; Metazoa; Chordata; Aves; Galliformes; Phasianidae. The record is from RefSeq and is a predicted model, not a curated record.